AGCAAAGCUUAUAAUCUGGCAAAAUGUCUACAGAAAACACAAACCAAUCGAUCCUCAUCCUCGGAGGCGGCUGUUUCGGGUUGGCCACAGCAUUUGAACUCGCUCAAAAGGGCUACAAGAACAUCACAAUUCUCGAGAAAGAUGUCGACGUGCCGAGCCGCUUCUCCGCGGCUUAUGAUCUGAACAAGGUCAUCCGUGCCGAGUACGCCGAUGACUUUUACACCCAACUAGCUCUCGACGCAAUUCGAAAAUGGCAGUCUGAUCCGCUGUACACUCCUCAUUACCAUCAAACCGGCUUUCUCAACGUCACUUCCGGCAAGGCCGCACAGAAUACCAAAGGAGCAGUGGAGAGCUACUUCCAAUCACUCCAGAAGAAUCCAGCAUUCAAUGGCCAAACCACCCGUGUGAAUAGCAGCAAGGAGAUCAAGAAGCUCGUCCCCAAGUUCAGCGGUCCGCUUACUGGCUUUACUGGAUAUCACAACAAACUCGCUGGUUACGGCCACUCCGCUAACGCCUUGAGAGCUGUGUAUGAGCAGUGCGUCAAGCUUGGUGUGAAGUUUCAUCUCGGAACCAAGGAUGGUGAAGUUGAGUCGCUAUUGUAUGCUUCAAGUCGAGAGGGGACGAAGUGCAUAGGUGCCAGAACGCGCGGGGGCACCAUCCACUCAGCAGACAAGACCAUAGUGGCAUUAGGUGCCGACGCGGCCAAUAUUCUUCCCCGUAUUGGAAAGCAAAUGACAGGUCGUGCAUGGGGUGUCGCGCACAUCCAGCUCACAGACAAUGAAGCCGCCGAACUCAAGGGCAUCCCCGUCACCAACGUUCGCGACCUCGCCUUCUUCUUCGAACCCGAUCUCAAAACCAAGAAGCUCAAAUUCUGCCACAUGGGCGGUGCUUUCACAAACUACGCCUUUUCCAAAGACGGCCUCUCAAUCCCCUUCCCCGAACUAGCAGAUUCACAAUUCAUGCCUCUCGAGGACGAAACGCACAUCCGUCUUCUUCUCAAAGAAGUCUUUCCCCAACUCGCAGACCGUCCUUUGAUUGACCAGCAUCUGUGCUGGUUCGCUGACACAGAUGAUUCGGAUUUCAUCAUUGACUACGUUCCGGGUACUAAUGCGACUUUGGCGGUGUUGAGUGGUGAUAGUGGACAUGGAUUCAAGAUGUUGCCGAUUUUCGGACAGUUUGUGCAUAAGUUGCUUGUGGAGGAGAAGCAGAGUCAGGCGAAGUGGCAGUGGAAGGAUAGUAAGCCCAAGGCUGCGGCUGUUUGGAGGAGUAGUGAGAGUCAGGAGCUUGCUGCCGUUCCGCGAGCGAAGUUGUAAGAGCUCAAAGUAUAGAGUCUAUGUCUAAUAUGAAUUCCUAUUUGUCUUAUCAACGGUGUCUCCGUUAUAUCUCUGUAUAUAACGCUAUACCC
Molecule: messenger RNA, 1405 nt
Organism: Fusarium odoratissimum NRRL 54006
Lineage: Eukaryota; Fungi; Ascomycota; Sordariomycetes; Hypocreales; Nectriaceae
Exons: 2
Coding region: 24-1313 (429 amino acids)
Molecular function (GO): flavin adenine dinucleotide binding; saccharopine oxidase activity; sarcosine oxidase activity
Source: RefSeq, a predicted model, not a curated record